Erythranthe guttata (spotted monkey flower) is the source of this 3246-nucleotide messenger RNA. Its product is annotated as low affinity inorganic phosphate transporter 4. Gene Ontology annotation, cellular component: membrane. Gene Ontology annotation, molecular function: phosphate transmembrane transporter activity. The record is from RefSeq and is a predicted model, not a curated record. Lineage: Eukaryota; Viridiplantae; Streptophyta; Magnoliopsida; Lamiales; Phrymaceae. Gene Ontology annotation, biological process: transmembrane transport; phosphate ion transport.
CAAACAAGAAACAAGAUCAAACAAGAGUUAAAAAAGAAAAAAGAAAAAAGAAAACUUCAAUGGCAUCAAACAGCAUCUCGGUGCUGAACGCGCUCGACAACGCCCGGACGCAAUGGUACCACGUGACGGCGAUAGUGAUAGCGGGAAUGGGCUUCUUCACCGACGCGUACGACCUCUUCUGCAUCUCCACUGUGUCCAAACUCCUCGGCCGCCUCUACUACUACAACCCCACCACCGGCAAGCCCGGGAAGCUCCCCCACAGCAUCAACAACCUCGUCAUAGGCGUCGCCCUUGUCGGAACCCUAGCUGGCCAGCUAGUCUUCGGCUACUUGGGCGACAAAUUGGGCCGCAAAAAAGUCUACGGCAUCACAUUAAUCCUCAUGGUCAUAUGUGCAAUCUGCUCGGGUCUAUCUUUGGGUAGCAGCCCCAAAGCAGUUAUGGGAACACUUUGCUUCUUCCGAUUCUGGCUCGGAUUCGGCAUCGGGGGCGAUUAUCCCCUCUCCGCCACUAUCAUGUCGGAGUACGCGAAUAAGAAGACUCGCGGUGCGUUUAUUGCGGCCGUUUUUGCCAUGCAGGGAGUGGGGAUAGUCUUUGCUGGGCUAGUUUCGAUGAUCAUGUCGAAGAUCUUCCUUGAUUUUUAUGCGGGCCCAUCUUUUUCAAGUGAUCCCGUUUUCUCGACCGAGCCUGAGGCGGAUUAUGUGUGGAGGAUUAUACUGAUGCUCGGUGCACUACCGGGCUUGCUCACGUACUAUUGGAGGAUGAAAAUGCCAGAAACAGGGCGGUACACUGCUUUGAUCGAGGGCAACGCGAAGCAAGCUGCUGCGGAUAUGGGGAAGGUUCUUGAUAUCGAAAUACAGGCCGAUCAAGACAAGCUAUCGCAGUUCAAUUCGGCGAACGAGUAUAAGCUUUUCUCGCACGAGUUCUUCAGGCGGCACGGGCGGCAUCUGAUCGGUACAAUGACCACUUGGUUUCUAUUAGACAUUGCUUUUUACAGCCAGAACCUCACACAGAAAGAUAUUUUUCCGACAAUGGGGCUGACGAACAAGCCUGAAAACGUGAGCGCUCUAAGGGAGAUGUUCGAGACUUCGCGGGCUAUGUUCGUGAUUGCUUUACUGGGCACUUUUCCGGGGUAUUGGUUCACGGUUGCCUUCAUUGAGAAGAUCGGGCGUUUUUACAUACAGUUGGUCGGCUUCUUCAUGAUGUCGGUUUUCAUGCUGAUAAUGGGGGUGAAGUACGACUACCUCAGGAACACCAACCACAAGUGGACGUUCGCGGCACUCUACGGGCUGACUUUCUUCUUCGCGAACUUCGGCCCGAACAGCACGACGUUCGUCCUGCCGGCUGAGCUCUUUCCGACGAGGCUGAGGUCGACCUGCCACGCUUUCAGCGCCGCCUCCGGGAAGGCCGGGGCGAUGAUCGGCGCGUUCGGGAUACAGUACUUCACGCAGGAUGGGGAUGUGGGGAAGAUCAAGAAGGCGAUGAUGCUCUUGUCAUUUACGAAUAUUCUGGGAUUUUUCUUCACGUUUCUGGUGACGGAAACAAAGGGGAGGUCUUUGGAGGAGAUCUCCGGUGAAGAUGGUGGCUACGACGAGCCGCCCCAGGUGGCCGAGAAAAGGACGGAUGACCGGCCUGAAAAUUGGGAAGAUGAAUCGAAGAAGUAUUAGUACCAAAUCCACGAAAUCUUUUGGAUAUAUUUUCGUCUGCAAUUGCAUAAUUCUGGGCAUGUUAGCUAAUGCUCUAUUUUGCAUAUUUGUUUGUGUGAUGAAAUAAAAUAAAAGACGAGUAUGUUGUCUAUAUACAUGUAUUUCAAAUUUUCCUAAAUACAUGAACUAUUAUUAAGAAUUUCCCAUUAUUAAUAAAAUUAUCUUUCAUAACAAUGACAAGUGGAGAAUUUCAUCUUUUUGGGUAUGUACCCAAACAAGCGAAGCUGAGAAUACACAACACCCCAUCCAUGGAAAAAACCCGUAAAUAUAUUCAAGUCGCUGCUCUUAUCGUUAUUAACCUGAUAAAUACAAUAAUGUUUAGUUCAUGGAUCAUACGAAUUUUGUAUUUUCAACUUGACAUUCUAAAAGUUCUCACCUAUAUGCUGCUGAGAUCAGUGUGUCGAGAAUACGAUAUACAAAGCUUGCAGUAACCACCAUCAUAUAUGCAGUGUCCUUCCAAGGCUUCCUUUGCAACAACAGCUGUCUCGACAUCUGCACGUCAAUUGAGUUGUCCGUGGCUAAUAUAAAACUUCUAAAUUAAUAGAUGAUUUUUUUAGCACAUUGAAUGUGAAUCGUGAUUUUGAACAAGUAGAUGUACAAUUGGUCGAUUUCAUCUUACCAGUGUGUACUGAAUCAAAGCUAUAAGAUGCCCGUUUUUAUCGAACAUGGCAAUUUUUUGGACAGGCCCAAAUGAUGAGAAGACAUAAUAAGCACAAAAUGAAAUCAAAGUAAGGAAUGAAGCCUUUCGGAACGCUGGUUUUUUUCGUAGUCGUUGAGUUUUUCCCUGUAUUCCAUGAAUUCCUUCAGCUCUUGGCUCUCUGGUAGCGCAGUUGAAGACGUCCGCCGGCGUGGGGCGUCGACAAAUGUUUUCGAUUUGGCAAGAAAUGGGUUGUUUGCAAGAUUCUACAAACCAAGCAUGGAUAACAUCUAAUCUGCCAAAUGACUUACUGAAGUCAAAUCAUCAAAAACUUGAAUAAAAAAAAUUGAAAUGAGAAGAUAAAUUAUUUCCUGAUAUGUAGAAAAGAUUGCACACAAUACACCAUCACAGCUGUGCAAUCUACACCUAUUUAUCGACACCAAAUGUGCUUUACUGCAACCCCAAGAACCUAAGUUAGCUCUAGUCAGCAGAAGUGGCUUUACGAAGAAGAAGAAAGAGAGAAUUUCUGUCUGCCAGAUCAAGAAAUAGCGUAUUGAUGACGUAGAACAUACUUCACGACAACAAAUAUACCAACAAUCAACAAAGAUCGUACAUGGAAAUCAAUUAAACAGUACAACAAGGGCUGAAGUGUACCUCUUGAGCUUCAGCAGACAAAAAUGUAGAAUCGAAAGAAUUUUACAAGGGCCGACUUGUCUAAGCAAGCUCCUCAACCUGCUUGCUUGGAUACUGCAGCGACAUUUCACACGAAUGUCAUUAAAACCAAUGCCUCACAGUAUUAAAGUAACAGGAUUACAAAGAUAACAGGCAAGCGAAUACAUAGGUUCAAUAAUCCAGCUUUCUUCAAGAAGGCUUAUAGAGAAUAAAGAAUGAUCAAGAAAUAAUAUC